AUGGUCAAGCCUUUCUUCGCGCACCUGUCCCUAGGCAGUUGGCUGUUGCUUGCAUCGCUUUCCAACCAUGCCAGUGUUGUCAACGCUCAGGACAUCACCGGCGGCUGCCCUACCGCCGCAUCCACAUACACGACCAGCAACAACGUCGCCUUCAGCGUCUGUCCGCAGACCGACUACCAUGUCGACAAUCUGCAAAGUGUAGCUCAACCCGACCGCAACGCGUGCAUCGAAUGGUGCAGCAACACGCCCGGAUGCAUUUACGGUGUUUGGGACCCGGCGGUUAGGAUGUGCAACUCAAAGGGAUCGCCGUACACACCUACCUGGCAACAGAACCGCAAUUACGACUCGUUUGUCAUGACCGAUGCUGGUCUCAAGGCGCCAGCUACACUCGUCAAAAAUGGACAGUGGAGCAGCGUCAUUCCACUCAACGUCAACCCGGUUGCUGUCUACUUGGUUCCGCAGUACCCGCGUGUGACCAAGUUCCUCGCCUUUUCCUCGUGGAGUCCCGUGACCUUUGGAGGUGCGCCGCAGUACCAGACAGCUUUUGUCAGCUACGACAUCUCGUCCAACAGUCAAAGUGCAUUCACUGUAGCCAACACGAUGCACGACAUGUUCUGUCCUGGUAUGAACGCGCUCUCGGAUGGAAGGCUGCUCAUCGACGGUGGUAACACGGACUCAGCCGUCACCAUCUACGACCCCUUUACCAACACCUUUAGCCGUGGCGCCAACAUGACAAUGGGUCGUGGCUACCAGACCUCGGUCACGCUGUCCGACGGACGCAGCUUCACCAUCGGCGGUUCGUACACCGGCGGAACCGGUGGCCAAAACGGUGUGCCUUUGAAGGACGGAGAGGUGUACGAUGCCUCGACCAACCGAUGGACCGCUUUGCCUGAUGCAAAAGUGCAACCAAUGCUGACCACGUACGAUAAUGCAGGUGCUUGGCGUACCGACAACCACGCUUGGCUGUUUGCUUGGAGCGGCGGAUCGGUGCUGCAGGCAGGACCCAGCAAGCAGAUGAACUGGUACCGAACUUCGGGCACCGGAAGCGUGACGUCCGCUGGAAUACGCAACAGCAACAACGACCAGAUGUGCGCGGUCAACGUCAUGUACGACAAUGGCAAGAUCUUUGCCGCCGGCGGUUCGCAGAGCUACAGCGACUCGGACGGCUUGAAGGUUGCCCACCGAAUCACGAUCAACGGCGUCAACCGUGCGCCGAGCGUGCAGCAGCUCCCCAACAUGAACUACGCACGCGCGUACGCCAAUACUGUAGUGCUACCCAACGGCCAGGUCUUUAUCGCAGGCGGUCAGACUUGGGCCAAAGGCUUCAGCGAUCGCAACAGCGUGUUGCAGGCCGAGAUCUGGGAUCCCAAGACCAACGCCUUCACCCUCGUAGCAGCGUCUUCGGUGCCGCGCAACUACCACUCGACGACGCUCCUGAUGCCUGAUGGACGUGUAAUGAGCGGUGGCGGGGGUCUCUGUUACGUCAACGGUGGCUGCGACGAUGCCAACCACGCCGACAUGCAGUUCUACACACCGCCCUACCUGUUUGACUCCAACGGAAACGCUGCAGCUCGUCCUAGGGUGACCACACUUCGAUCAAGCCAGCAAAACGGCAGUAAGAUCCGAGUGGCCCCCGGUGGAACACUCACGGUGACGUUGGACAGUGUCUCGGCACUCACCCACGUCCUGGUCCGCUUGGGCUCGUCGACGCACUCGAUCGAUUCUGAUCAACGUCGUAUUCCGCUGACCGUGGUGAGGACGUCGGGAAGCACCGUGACGUUGCGCGUUCCGAGCGACAACGGAAUCGUUCCCCCCGGGUUUUGGUACUACUUUGCUGUCGCCCCGAGUGGAUCGCACAGCAUGGGCCUGACCGUCAACGUUCUCAAAGCCUGA
Mycosarcoma maydis (corn smut) is the source of this 1893-nucleotide messenger RNA. RefSeq names its product putative galactose oxidase precursor. Bases 1 to 1893 code for a protein of 630 amino acids. NCBI's taxonomy places the organism in Eukaryota, Fungi, Basidiomycota, Ustilaginomycetes, Ustilaginales. The record is from RefSeq and is a predicted model, not a curated record. Gene Ontology annotation, molecular function: protein binding. The transcript has a single exon.